AUGGCAGCACACAACGACGGGAGCUUGCCAUUAUAUACGCCGACAGAGGUCGCCACACACCAGAGCAAGCAAAGCCUCUGGGGCUUCAUUGAAGGCAGAGAAUCAGUGCACGACGUGAUAAACUUCCACGACGAUUCUGCAGGCGGCGCAGAUGCUUUCCAGGAUGUAGUAGGGAGCGACGGCACCGAGGCCUUUGAGUACGCGGGGCACUCUGCCGACGCCGUCCAAAAUCUCGAGGGAUUGACUUUUGGGGUGUUUGCCGAUUCGCAUAUAUUGGACGAAACUGGGUUCCAGGCCACCCACUCCGUCGGAUCGGGCAGUCAGUCAAAAGUCUUUGCUACGGGACUUCUCUUUGUGGCACUCAGCGCUGGCGACAUGAAGACGCUAGGAAAGAAAUAUGGGAACGAUGAGGGGGCGCAGAGCCGCAGCUCCAUGGAUGAGCUCGCUUGGGUCAAGGUCUUUAUGCUCGCAGUAGCUGUCUUGGUGCUUGUGGCUGUUUUGCCUUACCGCUGGAUUGUCCGGCUGUUUACACGCCGGAAGGACGUGUGGGAGUACCCGGCGUAUUUUCCGACGAGGAACGAUCCUGGUGUCUAG
Molecule: messenger RNA, 594 nt
Organism: Pyricularia oryzae 70-15
Lineage: Eukaryota; Fungi; Ascomycota; Sordariomycetes; Magnaporthales; Pyriculariaceae
Exons: 4
Coding region: 1-594 (197 amino acids)
Cellular component (GO): endoplasmic reticulum membrane; intracellular membrane-bounded organelle
Molecular function (GO): heme binding
Source: RefSeq, a predicted model, not a curated record